This is a messenger RNA of Drosophila miranda, 2824 nucleotides long. It is a transcript of the gene eIF4H1, whose product is annotated as eukaryotic translation initiation factor 4H. The record is from RefSeq and is a predicted model, not a curated record. The coding region runs from base 76 to 1185 and encodes 369 amino acids. Lineage: Eukaryota; Metazoa; Arthropoda; Insecta; Diptera; Drosophilidae. The transcript is spliced from 5 exons. Gene Ontology annotation, molecular function: RNA binding.
UGUCGGGGCGACAACUUGAGUUGUCAGGUCAGUCUGCGGAUUGCAGCGAAUUCGCUCAUUUGAAAAAAAUAAAACAUGGCUGGAAGAGGUGGUUAUGAACACGCUAGGGGGGGAUUUGGCGGUGAUCGCCAGAUGAAGGUACUGCCAACGGAACCGCCCUUUAUCGCCUUUGUGGGCAACCUGCCCCAGGGCCUCGUCCAGGGCGAUGUAAUGAAAAUAUUUCAAGACUUUGAGGUGAAGAACGUGAGGCUGGUAAAGGAUCGGGAAACGGACAUGUUCAAAGGCUUUUGCUACGUGGAAUUCGAAACGCUAGAGAAUCUGGAGCGGGCACUCGAGUUCGAUGGUCGUAUCAAACUGGACGAUCUGUCGGCGCCGCUGCGCAUCGAUAUAGCUGAACGGAAGAAAAAUGAUCGGCCCGGUGGCGGUAUCGGCGGUGGCAAUGGAGGCAUGACCCGCGAUGGUGGAAGAGACGGUUUCCAGAAGCGUGGACCGCCCCGUCAGGGCGGUACGAGCCAAUCCUAUAGUCGGGGCGGUCCCGGCACUGGCGGCAACGGCGGCGGUGGUCGCGAGGGUGGCGGCGGCUCUGGUAAUCGCGCCGAUAGUAGAGGUUCGUACAAUGAUAAUUAUGGUGGUCACAGUGAUAGAAGUCGAGGCGGCGGCGGCGCAGGCUCCGGCUCCGGCAGUGGCAUGAAUAGAGGAUACAAUGAUCGGCCGGCGAAUCGUGGCCGGUAUGGAAACUUCAACAAUGAUGACCGGUUUGAGCGGAACCAGGACCGUGACCGGGGGCAGCGCGAGGGAAGUUAUGGCAAUCAGUCGCGCGAUGGUGACCGCUACAACAACUUCAGUAGGCACCGUGACCGCGAGCGUACCCACUACAAUCCCAACCAGCAGAGUGAACGUCCUAGCGGCGGCCUUGGUGGAGGCGGCGGCGGCCUUGGGGGCAGCGGCGGUCUUGGUGGCAGCGGCAACCUCGGUGGUGGUGGUGGUGGCGGCGGUGGUGCUUCGAUUGGCGCCAUAGACGACACGGAGAGGCCACGCCUGCAGCUGCAGCCACGUACCAUUGCUGCGCCAAUCAAUGCGGUGGCCGAAACCAAACAGUCGGCAUCCAUUUUCGGCAAUGCCAAGCCGCGCGAGGAGAAAUUGAAGGAGCUGGAGCAGAAUGUCUCUCACAAUGGCGACAUCUAAAGUGCAGGGAAUCGAUCCGCAAUAAAGCCUGAUAUGAUAUUUUGCUGGUGAGAGUGAGACAGAGAGAGACGGAGAACGUCAGAAGAGGGAGAUGGAAAAGGAGGAGCGGAGCGUAUGCGUAUGCGUCAGCAUUGAAGAUGAAGAGGAUUAGCAGCAGCAGCAGCAGCAGCAUGCCGUAUAUAAACACAUACUUUAAUUAAUAAUUCUACGCUACAUACCUAUUAUACACACAAGUUAUGUACUAAAUUGCAAGAUGGUGAGCGGAGCAGCGGAUCAACUUAACUACAAACGAAACAACAACAAUGAGUACAGCAAAAGCGACGGCAACCAAGAACCAUUACAUUUUUCUAAUGCAUGCAACAGAAACAGCAGCAGCAAUAAGAUCAGCAAGCAACAACGUCUAUAAAUGUUAGUCUUAAGCGAUAAAGUUUAGUCCCGUGCAUAUGGUGGGUAUGUAUAUAUACAGUAUAUGCAGUAUAUAUGCAUGAUUCACGCCAUGUGCACGCUUCUAUUUGUUAGUUAAGUAAAAAAUAUAUAAACAACAACAACAACAAAAAUAACAAAAAAGAAACCCAAGAAAAAAGCAAAAAGUUCUACCAUUAAGGCAUAAAACAGUAAACGAAAAACGGAAACAAAAAAAAGAAACAAAACAAAAAAAAAACUCGAAAAACAAAACCAAACAAAAAUCGAAAACAAAAACCCUUUAAUGACAAAACGUUCCGCGUAGCGCAGGCAGGCAAUUUAUACACAGUUUAUAUGGCAAACAAAAGCAGAAAAUUAAAAUAAAACAAAAACAACAAAUGAACGAAACGAAUAAUUAAAGUUAUAUGCGGAAGAGAACAGCAGAAGCAGUAACAGCAGCAGCCAGCAACCAGCAACCAGCAGCAGCCAGCAGCAGUAACAAAUCUGACAAACGAAAUAGAACAGAACAGAACACCAACUAAGAGUACGGCACGAGAGGCACGUACAUACGAAAUCAGAGAGGAGAACGAGCAAAUCGAGGAUAAUUAGCAACAUUAACAGCAAUAAAACAACCUCAUAUACAGAAACGGCAGACUACAAAUAUACAUAUAUAGGUCUAUGUAAUUGAAACAAGGAAAGUCCGACUAGAAACCCCAUUUUAUACCACCACCCCUGGCUCCCGGGCGCCCGGGCGCCCUGGCGCUCAUAAUCCAAAAACAUAAGCUACAAUCCAGAAUCCAUAAUCAUGCAUGCAUGCAACAAUUUUAAGCUUGUAAUAAUCAUUCGCAUUUUAGUGUUUGGUUCUUUGUGUUUGUCCCAUUUUUCUCCUUAUCUUUUGUCCCUAUCAGUUGCUUAUCAUUUAGAGAAGCCAGGGAAAUUCUGUCCAGUUCGUUGUAGAUAAUCUCUGUAAAGCGUCGAGAAGUGAAAUGAGGAAUUUACACAUUUCAUUUAGUUGUUGCUGUCUGUAUUUUGAGUUUUCCGAGAGGCAAGCGAGAGGCGUUUUUCUUUUAUUUUGAAUUCCUCCCUAUAUUUUUUUUUGGUUAUUUUACUCUGUUAGCUUUUUUCAAUAAAUACAUAAAUACAUAUAUGUUUUUUUUUUUGCAUUUUGCAAGAGCUGAUGAUACGCGUGAGUUGUAAAUUAAUUUGAAAAUAAAGCAAAAAACAUUUACAUAAGAAA